Molecule: messenger RNA, 663 nt
Organism: Schizosaccharomyces japonicus yFS275
Lineage: Eukaryota; Fungi; Ascomycota; Schizosaccharomycetes; Schizosaccharomycetales; Schizosaccharomycetaceae
Product: RNase P and RNase MRP subunit
Exons: 2
Coding region: 1-663 (220 amino acids)
Biological process (GO): RNA processing; endonucleolytic cleavage in ITS1 to separate SSU-rRNA from 5.8S rRNA and LSU-rRNA from tricistronic rRNA transcript (SSU-rRNA, 5.8S rRNA, LSU-rRNA); tRNA processing
Cellular component (GO): ribonuclease MRP complex; ribonuclease P complex; nucleus
Molecular function (GO): RNA binding; ribonuclease P RNA binding
Source: RefSeq, a predicted model, not a curated record
AUGGAUCCUAUAUAUCAGCCAUUAGAAGACAAUGAAGGGUCUUCCCAGAAUAUGGCUCUCGAAUUGAUGCAACAGUCGGAAAUGCUGGAUGCUAAUCAAGUCAAUGCAGUGUAUGCAGAGAAAAUAAGACACAAGCCGCUUUUAUUGAUUCCAAGUAUGGCUAAUAAGGGAUCACAAGCCUCAUCUCGAGAUGAGUCUUCUUCUUCAAAGAAAAAACAGAAAGGUCGAUUGUCCCACGCCGAACGACGUAGACUGGGAUUGACACAAAUACCGAAGAAAAUGGACUAUCAAAAACUCUUACAACUGCAUAAACUUUGGCUGGGUUAUGUACAAGAGGCGUUCACAAAAGCCUAUGGAGAAGCACUGUUGACGAAGUUACUCAAAGCAGAGUAUCAAGGUGCUAUCCUUCGAGUACAAAGAAGUAAAUGCCCUUCAAAGGUUGGCAUUGAGGGAAUUUGUGUUCUUGAAACAAAGAAUACUUUUGUCUUAGUAACUGAGGAAAACCGUGUCCUUCGUAUUUCAAAACAUGAUUGUAUUUUUGAGUUGGGAUUCGAAUUGGAUGGAAAGAAACAUCUCUUUGAGUUGCAUAGUAGGCAAGUUGUUAACCGGCCAGCCGAUCGCUCAAGCAAACGAUACAAAAUCCUCGGUUCCCUUGAUCUUUAG